Molecule: messenger RNA, 3939 nt
Organism: Galleria mellonella (greater wax moth)
Lineage: Eukaryota; Metazoa; Arthropoda; Insecta; Lepidoptera; Pyralidae
Exons: 2
Coding region: 1808-3679 (623 amino acids)
Molecular function (GO): protein dimerization activity; DNA binding
Source: RefSeq, a predicted model, not a curated record
UUCCUGGGGGUGCCCGACUAAUUGCGUUCGGUACAAUUGUGUGAGAUCCUCCGCAAUACCGUUGACAGAUAUGUAAUCUGUUGACGAUAUUAUUGUAUCUAGUUUUACAUUUAUUUAUGCAUUGAAAACUAAAUUUUGCUUUCUUUUUCAUGACAUUAUUUAUUAUUGGUUGUACUGGCGACAAUUGCGCGGCGUAUUUUUAUAUUAAUAAAGAAUGGAUCGAAAUUUUCAAUUUGCAGUAACAAGUAUCUCUACAGAUGGGCAAAGCACCGGGUUUAAACCCGGUGCUUUGGUAAAAACCCAAUAAACACCCAUAAACUCCCAUAAUCACCCAAAAAAAUAGGUUUUUACGUAUUUUUUUGAAAAUAUGUAAGUAAUACCAAUAAAUUAUUUUUAUAAAUUGUAUUGAUCAAUUCUACAAUAUUAAAUAAAACGUUAACUAAUAAUAUUUCAGGAAAUUUUAAAAAUCUAUAUAUAAUAAAAUGAAAGUAAUUAAUUUUCAGUGUUUUCAUGUUGCAGUUGAUCAACAUGUUGGCCUUUUGCUUCCCGUAGAUACUUUAAAAUUUCUUCAUAACACCUCGUUCGCACACAUGGCCGUAUAUAUUUAAAUUCUUGAGCCACUAACAGUCCGAAAUACUCAUUUCUUUUAUCCUCUUCUCCAUAAAUUAAGCAUUUAGAACAGUUUGUUUCUUCUUUCAGUAAAUUUUCUUUUACUUUAUCCUCGUUUUUUUCUUUGUUGCGACGACGCUGGGUAAAUCAUCUGGACACUGGGUCUCACUAUCGCCAAAUAUAUUUGGAGAUCGGCUUCGGCUACGGCUUGGCAGACAUUUUUUUCUUUCUACAAUUUUAAAUUAAAUUUAUUAGAAUAAAUGCUUCGAACACACGCGAUCUAAGUACCUUUUGUGUUUAUUAUACCUUACCUACCUAGGUAUAAAAAGAGUACUUACGUAGAUUUUCUUUUAUUAACUGUUUUAUACGAAGAUCUUGAUCUCUCAAAUUAGCAUCCAUUUUACUUCCAGUGAUUAUCAACUAAAUUAAUAAUCCACAAAGUAUUAAAUAACGUUUUUAUGAAAUAUUUAGCACAAAAACAAUACCCUUUAAAUAUCGAUCGUCAGUAACUGUGGCUGACUUACCUAUAUUCUAGCAAGCAGGACUGCCAGAUGUGAAGGGGAAAUCCCCAAUAAAUUGUUGCAUGUGACUAAUGAUGUGAGCAUGUUCGUUUCAUAAUAAAAAUGUUGCCAGGUAACCAAAAAGUCGUAUGUUUUUGUGCGAAUUACGAUCAUAAUCUUUACGAUCGUACAUUAAAAAAUAGACAAAUAAUAGUAUGAGUACGAUUUAAAUCGUAUAUCUGUCAACCCUGCUAGCAAGACAGCGACAAAAUCACGUUGCAUAACAAUGUAGCCCAAGCUUAUAUCUUAUGAAAUAUACGGAAGAGAUACGGACUUAGAAAAAACAGAAAUGUUGUUCUUUGUGGAAGUCAUUGAUGAAAUUCUAUGUAUUUUAGCCCGCAAACUUUCUUCAAACAAAAACAGCGCCAUCUAGUAUCGAGUUCUGUAAUUAUCUCUUUGUUUAUGGAUUUGAAGUAAGACCGCCACGCAUGCAAUACAUUAUGACUGGGGAUUCCCCUAUUCGUCGACGCUGAAUAUGAGGCGACGACAAUCACUGUCAAACGUGUUCACUAUUACUCUGACUCUGGUAACGUGACUUCCUGGUAACGUGUUAGGUAGGAAAAGCAGUAAAAAAGUGCAUAUUAAGGGAGCAGAUUUGAAAUAAUAUUUAUACUUAACAAGAAAUAAUUAAAGGUUCAAUGGGGAGACCUAAAGAUUUACGCAUAUGGGAGCACUACCGUACUUUACCAAACAAGUCUGUUUCUUGCAAGCUUUGUAAUAAGGUCUACAAAUUCAGUAAUGCUGCCAAAAUGCUUCAACAUCUUAUCACUUGUCCAAAAUCUCCAGAAACAUUAAAAGACUCUAUGAAACUUAUAAAAGAUAGCUCGUCCAAAACCAAAAUGUCUGGACUGUCAGAGAUAGAGACAAAUGAUUCUUUUAUAAGCCCCUCGUCGUCUGCUAACACUACAAUAAAUGCUGAGUUUCAAGACACCGAUGAUCAUAUAAAAACAGAAUUAGCGAGAGCUAUAUUUGUAACAGGGACGCCAUUAUCGAUGGUGCAACAUCCUUUAUGGAUACAAUUUUUCGAAAAAUUGCAACCAAAAUUUAAAAUACCUUCACGUAAAGCUUUAGCGACAAAAUACUUAGAUAAAAUAUAUAGAGAAAUGCGUUUUGAGUUAAAUGAGGAACUAAAUGCUUGUAGUUACUUACACCUUCAGUGCGAUGGCUGGUCUAAUUUAAGAAAUGAAGGAAUAAUAAACUUUCUUAUAUCAAAACCUCAACCUGCAUACGUUAAAAGUUUGAAUACAGAAAGUAAUCCUCACACUAGUGAAUACCUUAGCCAAGAAGUUGAAAAAGUAAUGAAAGUGUAUGGAGCAAAUAAGUUUCUUGUACUUAUUGGCGAUAACGCUAGAAAUAUACAAAAGGCAUUCGAAUUAACAAAACUCAAAUAUCCACAUGUUGUUCCUCUCGGUUGCUGUGCACAUAUCCUUAACUUGUUGUGCCAAGAUAUUGUAAAGAUACAAGAAGUAACUGUGUUUAUUAUGCAAGCCAUAAAUAUAAUAAAAACUGUUAAAAGGAGUCAACGAUUAAGUUCCUUGUUGAUAAAAUCAAGGCAGGGUGAAGAUUCUACACAAACACUAAAAUUGCCUUGUGCUACAAGAUGGGGAAGUCAUGUUACUUCGUUAAAAAGUUUGAAAGCAAAUAAGAUAGCUUUGCAAAUAUUAACAGUUAGAGAAGAUGUGGUAAUUUCAAGAGAUAUUAAAGAUUUAAUUCUAAGUGAUGAUUUCUGGACGAAGACAGGGGAAUGUAUAAGUAUUUUGGAACCAGUCACUGAAAGCAUAUUUUACUUAGAGAGCGACCAGAAUCGUUUGCAUCGCACAUACAUUACAUUUAGAGAUGUACAAGCUAAGAUACGUUUUGCAUUAAAUGAGAUUUCGACAUUGAGCGAAGAAAGCAAACAGCAGAUUCUAACAUCAGUAUCUUCAAGAUGCAAUAUGGCAAUGAGGCCAAUACAUUUUGCAGCAUAUAUUCUAGACCCCAGGACUCUAGGAGUCGAACUUACUCAAGAGGAAGAACUUAAGGGUAUGGAGUUUAUCUACAAUUUAAGCCAACACUUAAGUUUGUCAAAUGUAAUGGCAGAUUUGGCGUGUUAUAAAGCUAAAGAAAACUUUUGGGCCAGAGGAUUUGUAUGGAGCUCAUUAGAUAGCAUUGAGCCCCUAAUAUGGUGGAAAGGUAUUUGUGGUUCCACUGAGUUAAGCAAAGUAGCGAUUCGUAUUCUAUCAGCUCCCUGUACUUCGGCAGCCACUGAGCGUUCCUUUAGUAUCCAAGGCUACAUACAUAAUAACAAAAGAAAUCGACUUACAACUGAAAGAACUGAAAAAAUUUCAUUCAUUUGUUAUAACUGGAAUCUUAAACAUAAAGCUGAAUGCGAGGACAUUCAGUUUAAUGAAGAAAAUACCUUAGAAGCUUUCAUUGAGCAAGUAAAUGAACAUAACAGUUUAGACGAAAUAGAGCCUAUCGAACCUAUACAAUUCAUCGCUUGUAAUAACUCUGAAUCUGACAGUGAUUGACUGUAGUUUUACAUUUUACUUUCAUCUCUUUCUUAAUAAACUCAAAAUCAAAUUAAAAGUUUUUUAUUCUGUAGGCUGCAUAAUAAUAUUGUCUAUGUCCAGUAUAGUGGACGUCUUGCGGCUGAGAUGACGAUGAUGAAGUACAAAAUCAUAAACACCCAAAAAUUUGGGUGUUUAUGGGGUUUAAACCCAAUAAACCCAAAACACCCGGUUUUUACCCACCAGACUUUAAACCCACCCAGGUGGAUUGCCCAUCUCUA